AUGUCUAAGCUAUACGAUUCACUCAUCAUUGGUUCUGGUCCUGCGGGGCUUUCCACGGCGCUGGGUCUCGGUCGAGUGCAUCGAAGCUGUGUGAUAUUCUCCAACUCUUCUUUUCGCAAUGCAGGAGUUCACGCCGCACAUUCUAUCCUUGGGCACGACGGCAAAUCUCCUGAGCAGAUCCGUCAGGCUGGUCACAGGGAGGUUCAAGCCUAUGGGCACGCCGAGUUCAUCGAGACUUCAAUCGAGACAGUCGCCAUGGAGCAGAGGCAAGCAGGUGAACAUACUUAUAAUGGCUUUGUGGUUGAAGAUGCCAAGGGUCAGAGAUGGAGUGGCCGUACUCUUGUCCUUGCAACAGGUGUAAAAGAUAUAUUUCCCGAUCUCCCAGGUUAUGCCGACAACUGGCCUUCGAACAUCUACCAGUGCAUGUUCUGUGAUGGACACGAGCGUCAUCACCUCCCCAAAGGCAUGCUUGCCUAUCCGAAACUGACUCCAAUGUACAUUAAAUUCGCCACUAUGGCCCAUUUCCUCUCCCAACCUCCAGGUUCGGUCCAGGACCCAGCCUCCCCACUGAAGCCUUCGACAGUGACGCUAUUCACCAAUGGUGCCGCUAAUCCAGACAACGACGAAGAGCUCGCGAAAGGCCUUGAGACCCUCACCGCGCACGGAAUUACGGUUGAUGAGCGACCGGUUGUUAAACUUGUCCCUGAUGCCAAAGAGGGUGUUCACGUGCAUUUCUCCAACUCAGAGUCGGUCUACAUGGGUUUUGUUGUCCACAAGCCUUGGAUACAGCCUUCGGAACUAACACAAACCAUCAUUGAGCAACUCGGUCUCACCACAUCUUCAUCCCUGAUUGGCGCAUACAUUGCCACCACCCCUCCUUUUAAUCAAACAGCCAUACCUGGCCUCUUUGCAGUGGGAGACAUUGGGACGCCAAUGACCCAUGUUACUAUGGCCAUGAGUGGUGGUGCUGCGGGUGCCGCGGGUGUGUCACAUUACUGUAAUGAUCUAGACGACCAGAUCGCCCUGCACCGAUAUCGAGAGCAUCCUGGUCAAGCUAAGCAGAGCGGCUUACCGGUUGCAUAG
Exophiala aquamarina CBS 119918 is the source of this 1083-nucleotide messenger RNA. RefSeq lists its product as uncharacterized. The record is from RefSeq and is a predicted model, not a curated record. Lineage: Eukaryota; Fungi; Ascomycota; Eurotiomycetes; Chaetothyriales; Herpotrichiellaceae. Bases 1 to 1083 code for a protein of 360 amino acids. The transcript has a single exon. Gene Ontology annotation, molecular function: oxidoreductase activity.